AUGUUCCAGAGGUUCAUUUUGGAAUUUUCAUCUCGACAAACGUUUAGAAGAAACCCCAGACAUUUUGUUCAUCAGAAGAUACCUUCUCAUCUAUCUUCGCGAAAGGAAUUCUCAAAUGCAUCUAGACCAUCUUUGCAAAAGGAAUUCUCAAAUGCAUCGAGACCAGCUGGUGCCUCAGCUCCUGGUUCUACAGGAAAGCCGCCUGAGUCUCAUGAUAAAUAUCUUGAGAAGGAGAAGCUUAGUGACCCUCAGGAAGUUCUGAUAGACGAUGCCAUUGGAGAUUUGAAGAGUGGACAACUUACAAAAGAGGAGUUAGUUUCACCCAGUCGUGAAAAGUCUGACAAUGAAAAUCCUGCUGUAGAGCAUGCAGAGCAGAAGGUUGAUACCAGUCUUUCUCAGCCAGAAAUUAUAAUAGAAGAAUUCGAUCAUGAUGAUGAAACACAAGACCAAGAAGCUCAACGAGAAGGAUUAUUCUCCAUGGGCGGAGAUCAGAAAACAUUUAAUACAACAGUUAUGGCUAAUCAGAAUAUAAACACUACCUUUCAAAGAAAGAAAGUUGAGAAUAUUAUUGAAGUUACUGAAAAGCAAUCUGGUUUGACAGUAAGCCGACAUCGUCAGAUUUCACACCAUCAGUCUCACAAAGUGACAAAUCAGACAGUUAUUGAGAUUAAGGAUCAAAUUAUCAGAGCCAGAGCAUACUUGGGAUUGUCUCCACCAAGCAGCACCUCACACUUGGUGAAGGAGUUGAAGCUGAGAAUUAGAGAGAUGGAACGUGUUGUUGGAGAAGCUACCAAAGAUUCAGAUCUUUCAAGGAGUGCUUUGCAGAAAAUGAGACGCAUGGAGGGUUCACUGUCUAAAGACAACCGUGCUUUCCCGGACUGCGCUGCUAUGGCUGCUAAGCUCCGUGCGAUGAAUGAUAAUGCUGAAGAACAAGUUCGUUCUCAUCAACACGAAGUAACCCAUCUUGUUUAUCUUGCUGCUAGGACCACCCCUAAAGGCUUUCACUAUCUUUCUAUGCAACUAACUGCUGAUUACUUUUCCCUGAGACCUGAUGAUAGAAAGCUGCCAAAUGAAAAUAAGAUUCAUGAUCUGGAACUUUAUCAUUAUGCUGUCUUCUCUGACAAUGUUCUGGCAUGUGGAGUGGUUGUUAACUCAACUGUGUCUAAUUCCAAGGAACAGGAAAAACUGGUUUUUCACAUAGUUACCAACUCACUCAACUUUCCUUCAAUCUCAAUGUGGUUCUUAUUAAACCCUCCUGGGAAAGCUGCCGUCCACAUACAGAACAUAGACAAUUUUGAUUGGUUGUCCAAGUACAAUACAUUCAAGAAACAAAAUGCCAGAGAUCUGAGAUAUACUUCUGAAUUGAACUACCUCCGUUUCUACCUGGAAGAUAUCUUCCCCACUCUAAAUAAGAUUUUGCUCUUUGAUCAUGAUGUGGUGGUGCAACAAGAUCUCAGCACGCUAUGGAAUAUUAACAUGAAUGAAAAAGUAAUAGCAGGAGUUGGGACUUACCAGGAAGGUGAAACUUCAUUUCGCAGGAUGGAUAUGUUCAUAAACUUCUCAAAUCCAUACAUUGCAAAGAGACGGUGGCACAUUCUUGGCCUUGGUUAUGACUCGGACAUUGACACAAAUAAGAUUGAACAGGCUGUUGUUAUACACUUUGAUGGAAUUAGGAAGUCAUGGAUGGACAUUGGUUUGGCAAGAUACAAGAGUUAUUGGUCCAAAUUUAUCAAUUUUGACCUCCCUCUUUUGCAACGUUGCAAUAUCCAGGCGUAG
Molecule: messenger RNA, 1776 nt
Organism: Vicia faba (fava bean)
Lineage: Eukaryota; Viridiplantae; Streptophyta; Magnoliopsida; Fabales; Fabaceae
Source: the annotation of a GenBank genome assembly